CCUCAGUCGUGUGUGCCAGAGGUCACAAGAUCAUGUCGACGACCAAGGCCGAGAAGUUCGUGCGCCUGCUGAGCGCCAAGCUCAAUGAGCUGCCCCACCUGCCCUUCUCGCAGGCCGAGCUGCGCGAGAAGCUCGAGACGGCGGUCGCGUCGCUGCCCAGCUCGGGCCUGAAAGGCCUCCUCCAGCGCGACAUGGAGCACUACGUCGCGCUCUUCCAACAGACCGUGACGGCGACCGCCGCCGCGCCGGCCUCGGACCGCUGCCUCGCCGAGCAAGAGUACGACCUGCUUCUGCAGGCCACGCACGCGACCAAGCUCGUCGAGAUGCCCGUGACGCCCGCCGAAGUCUUCUUCAACUACAGCGUGCCAACGACUCUCGACGCAUCGACCGCGUCGCCGACCGAGCUCGUCGACGCGGUCGAGCAGAUCUGCACGGCGCUGGCGCACGAGCUCGCGACGAACGGCCUCGUGUCCGCCUUGCCGUCGCUCCAGGAGCCGGGCCACGCCGUUGCGCUCUACGUCGCCAAGCUCCUGCCCCUUCUGCACGCGUAUCUCGAGCGCAUGGCGACGCGCACUACUGGGUUUGAAGCCAGCGACCGCCUCCAGUCGCUGCUGCUCGACACGCUGCGGCUCGUGGGCUUCCACCGGCCGCUGCCGACGCCGUCGACGCCGUCGGUCGUCGCGUUCUACACGCCGGCGCCGACGACCGAGGCGUCAUCGUCGGCCACCGAGACCCAUGCGCUCGCGCAGCUCUAUGCGGUCACGCUGAUCCUCGUCCUCUUCUUUCCCGCGCCGUCGGCGGCCGUCGACUCGGACGAUUCGGACGACGACGACGACAGCACGCCGGCGCCGACGACGACGACGCCCGAAGCGUUUGUCAGCGAUGUGCUUGCGGUCGCGUAUCUCGAGGCGAAAGGUUGGCUCGUCGACGUGGUGCUCAUGGCGCUGUCGCUGCCGCGGCCGGCGUCGGCUGUCGCCGCCAAGGACGCGCCGCUCACCCGCCUCGUGCUCCAGGCGCUGCGCACGAUGAGCUUCGAUGUGGGCAUGGGCCGCCAGGUCUUCUUGACGCACGUUGCGUGCCUCCGCAAGGCGCGCGCGUACCUCAAGACCGCGCGCCUCGGCCAGUGCCACGAGCUCUCGAGCCUGAUCACGCAGCUCACGAGCCUCCCCGUGCCCUUCAAGCUCCUCGACUGGCUGCAGCUUGUGGCGCUCAGCGCACUCUCCGACGCGUUGCGGGCGCAGGUCCAAGCCGUCUUGGCGACCGAGAAGCCGAUUUCCGUCGACUUGCUCUCGACCAAGUGGACCGACGACGACAUUCUCGAGCUCCUCGAGAAAGUCCAGAGCCAGUCGUCGGUGGUCGAAGCAAGUGCGGACGAUGCGGUCGAUGCCGAGACGCUCGCGGCGCCGGACGCCGACAUGCCGCUCUUCUACGUCGACAGCACGGGCGCCAACAACUAACUACGUUCGAGUCCGUCUUAUUUGCCCCACCCCAAACGAUUUGCCUCUCCA
This is a messenger RNA of Saprolegnia parasitica CBS 223.65, 1508 nucleotides long. RefSeq lists its product as hypothetical. Bases 33 to 1457 code for a protein of 474 amino acids. The record is from RefSeq and is a predicted model, not a curated record. Lineage: Eukaryota; Oomycota; Saprolegniomycetes; Saprolegniales; Saprolegniaceae. The transcript is spliced from 3 exons.